Molecule: messenger RNA, 1185 nt
Organism: Cordyceps militaris CM01
Lineage: Eukaryota; Fungi; Ascomycota; Sordariomycetes; Hypocreales; Cordycipitaceae
Product: WD domain containing protein
Exons: 5
Coding region: 1-1185 (394 amino acids)
Biological process (GO): spliceosomal snRNP assembly
Cellular component (GO): SMN complex
Molecular function (GO): protein binding; RNA binding
Source: RefSeq, a predicted model, not a curated record
AUGGCUAUCGAGGCUAGUCGCCAGUACGUGCCUUUGACCUGCCACGGGCAUUCUCGCCCUGUGCCGCACAUUGGCUUCUCCAACCUCGAAAAGGAGGAGACGUACUACCUCAUCUCUGCUUGCAAAGGUACACGGGAUGCAUCUACUGACAGCGGCAGAUGGAAACCCAAUGCUUCGCGAUGGUGUGACUGGGGAUUGGCUAGACUGAGCCCCGAUGCAGCCAACGCGGCCACCGCUUCGGCGGACUUUACCGCCAAAAUCUGGGACACCCACACCGGCGAGAUACUCUACACCCUCCAGCACAACCACAUUGUUCGAGCCGUCGCAUACCCUCCCGACAACUCAGACCUCGUUGCUACUGGUGGCAUGGAGAAGAAGCUACGAGUUUUUGACCUGUCCGAGCUCGCUGCCUCCAGCCCUGGCUCCGAUGUGACGAUCCCGGCUUCCGCGGGCUUUGAGAUUGGCGAGGGCAUCCACACCGACUCGAUCAAGUUCAUUUGCUGGACCCAAGACCCCAAUAUCGUCAUUACUGCAUCCGGCAAUACUCUUCGAUGGCUUGAUCUCCCUAGCCGUGCCUGCAUUCACCAAAAGGUGCUGGACGGCGAAAUCAAGUCAUGUGAGAUGGUAUCUCUGUGCCCCAGCGUCACGUCGCCCACCGAUAUCGGAGGUGGUAAGCCUGUUCUCGCUGUUGCAGCUGGCAAGACGGCCUAUUUCUGGGGCGAGGAGCGAGCCAUGACUGAGCUGAAGCGCAUCACACUUCAAAACACGAUUGCCAGUGUCGCGCUCGACCUGAAGGGUCGCAAGCUAGUCGUCGGCGAGGAGCCUGGUACUUGGGCCAAGGUGAUUCGCUACGACGACGAGGUUGAGAUUGACACUCACAAGGGCCACCACGGUCCGAUCUGGUCGGUUGCUUUUGCGCCCGACGGCAAGCUGUAUGCCACGGGGUCCGAAGACGGUACCAUCAAGAUGUGGAAGAACUGCGACGGAUUUUAUGGGCUUUGGCGUGGUGUUGGUGUGGAACAUGGCUGCUCGCGCGGCCGCAACUACACGCCACGAAGCAGUCCGGAAUCGGAUGUCAGCUUUAUUAUUCCGGAUGACACACCCGACAGCUCAUUGGCGACGAGCAAGAGUGACGAAUGCCACUCGCCCAUGAGCGAGCAGUCGACGAGCUCGAGCCUAUGCUAG